AUGUCUGAUAAUUUAAAAAGGGCAGAGUCCUUGUUCAAUAGAAUAAUGAACCAAAAUGCUGACUCGUCUGCAAGCUCGUCGCCAUCGUCAACGCCAGUGCAAAGUUUUCAAACGAGUUUUCCACCGAGAUCGAAAUUUCAUCAUCAGCAUCAAAGCAGUAACAGCAGUCAGGUAAGCGACAGUGUGAAUUUUGGCAGUGGGCAGUCGCUGCAACCUCAACUGCAGCACCACACAUCAUCGCAGCAGUUGGCAAAUUUGCCCAAGUUGGACGUUGCUAAAUUGACUGAAGAAGCAUUGGCAACAGUAUCAGAAAAUGAUCAUGUAUUACCUUAUUGUUGGACAGUAUGGCAUCAUUUGAGAAAGAAGAAGCAACAGCAGCAGCAGCAAGGUUCAGUAACAAUCACGACUGAAGAUGCUGAAACAGUCGCGUCAACUACCACUACCAAAGAUGAUGAUUCGACCUCGUUACAACUGCAACUGCAACUGCAACUGCAAGAACAACCCGGUGUUGAUACUUAUUUACAAACUACCAACCGAUUACAAUUUACAGAUUUGAACAAUAACUCCACAACCAUUUCUCAUAUUGCCUCAAUUGAGCAAAUGUGGACGAUGUUGACAUCAAUCAAGACCAGUUUCAAUUUAAAUGUCGGUACUGAGUUUCUUAUUUUCAAAAUUGGAGUUAAUCCCGUGUGGGAAGAUCCAUUGAAUGCUAAAGGAGGACGAUGGAUAUUUCGGUUCAGCAGAAGAACACAAGACUAUCAUCAUUCAAGUAAAAGAAAUGUUGCCACCGAUGGACCAUCGGCACAAUUGUCUGUUGAGAAAAUGAGGAAACGGUCAGCGUUGAUUUGGGAGAGGAUAGUAAUCAAGAUCUUGACGGGGAAUUUUAUCCCUGCUACUCAUGCUCCUGAUUUGCAAAAUGUCUUGAAUAAUGAUAUUUGUGGCAUUGUGUUGAGUGUACGUAAAGAGGAGGAUAUCAUAUCCGUUUGGAACUCCAAUUUGAAUUUCAAAAAGCAGUCCCAGCAAUCACAACAGAGUAGUGGCGUCGAUGCUAAAAAGCCCUUGACUCCGUUUCAGGCAAGGCGUAUCAUAUGUGAUGCCAUAUUGCGAGUCAUUAGAGAGUGCGAUGAGAUUUUACUCGGGGCAGACUCUAUAAAGACGGUGGAUAGUGGGUCAAAUGAACGUGUUGGUGGAGUUGGGUUUGAGUAUAGAUUACAUGUUGAGUCGCCAUCGAACAUGGACAACAAGGGUGAGAGAAAAGGUAGGUAUGGUGGUGGGAAGUAUUCGAGGCUGAAUAAUUCUAAUAACCACCACCAACUGCAACAGCAACAACACCAGCAUCAUCAUCAGCACAAUGGAAGUGGAAGUACUGAAAGUGGUGAUGUUAUUAAUACGGACUAA
Molecule: messenger RNA, 1398 nt
Organism: Lodderomyces theae
Lineage: Eukaryota; Fungi; Ascomycota; Pichiomycetes; Serinales; Debaryomycetaceae
Exons: 1
Coding region: 1-1398 (465 amino acids)
Biological process (GO): translational initiation
Cellular component (GO): eukaryotic translation initiation factor 4F complex; cytoplasm
Molecular function (GO): translation initiation factor activity; RNA 7-methylguanosine cap binding
Source: RefSeq, a predicted model, not a curated record